CCAAAGUUCGUAGUGUUCCUUUAUAUUUCAGAUCUAGGCUUUGCAUCUCUUCCAUAGUAUCCGAGCGAUGGAUGCCGUAGACUCAGUCGUCGAUCCCCUCAGAGAGUUCGCCAAGGACAGCGUCCGCCUCGUCAAGCGCUGUCACAAGCCUGAUCGCAAAGAAUUCACGAAGGUGGCGUUCCGCACGGCGAUCGGUUUCGUUGUGAUGGGAUUUGUCGGUUUCUUCGUGAAGCUGAUCUUCAUUCCUAUCAACAAUAUUAUCGUUGGUUCUGGUUAGGCCAUUUGAAUCACUGAAUUGAUGGAGGUGGAAGGCAGACCGGUGCAAUGCAACAUCGUGUUAGCAUGUAGCUUCCAAUUAGGCUCCCUUUCGAUAUUGUAUGUCAUACUCGAGUAGACAAUGAUAUUUUGACUCUUUUGUUUUCUUCUUGGUUAUUUAAAAAAAAAAAAAAAAAAAGAACCCUUUGUUUUCUUCU
Molecule: messenger RNA, 473 nt
Organism: Juglans microcarpa x Juglans regia
Lineage: Eukaryota; Viridiplantae; Streptophyta; Magnoliopsida; Fagales; Juglandaceae
Product: protein transport protein Sec61 subunit gamma
Exons: 3
Coding region: 68-277 (69 amino acids)
Biological process (GO): protein targeting; post-translational protein targeting to membrane, translocation
Cellular component (GO): membrane; Ssh1 translocon complex
Molecular function (GO): transmembrane protein transporter activity
Source: RefSeq, a predicted model, not a curated record